CCCCGCCCCGUCCGGUCCCCCGCACCCCAGGCCGGGCGGCGCCGGGCGCGAUGGGGGCGGCCGAGCCGCUGCGCUCGGUGCUGUGGGUGCGGCGGCAGCGCUGCGCCGUCAGCCUGGAGCCCGCGCGGGCGCUGCUGCGCUGGGGGCCCAGCCCGGGGCCCGGGGCCGGCGCGCCCGGGGCGGGCGCCUGCUCGGUGCCCGUGGCGGAGAUCGUCGCCGUGGAGGAGACCGACAGCCACGGGAGGCCCUAUGGCAGCGGCAAGUGGCAGAAGAUGGAGCCGCCCUUCGCGUUCACAGUGCACUGCGUGAAGCGGGCGCGGCGCCGGCGCUGGAGGUGCGAGCCGGUGACGUUCUGCGUUGGGGACGAGCAGCUGUGCCAUCUGUGGCUGCAGGCCCUGCGGGAGCAGCUGGACAGGCUGACCUGUAGACCGAAGCGCCUGCUCGUGUUCAUCAACCCGUUCGGCGGGAAGGGCCGGGGCCUGCGCAUCUACGAGCGGAAGGUGGCGCCGCUGUUCGCGCUGGCCGCCAUCGCCACCGAGGUCGUGGUCACGGAGUGCGCCAACCACGCCAGGGAGGCCCUGCACGAGAUGAGCCUGGACAGCUACGACGGGGUGGUGUGCGUCGGCGGGGACGGCAUGUUCAGCGAGGUGCUGCACGGGCUGGUCGGCAGGACGCAGCGGGCGGCCGGUGUGGACCAGAACGAGCCCCUGGCGGCGCUGGUGCCCUGCCCGCUGCGCAUCGGCAUCAUUCCCGCAGGGUCCACAGACUGUGUGUGUUACUCCACCAUCGGCAUCAACGACCCGAAGACCUCCGCCCUGCACAUCAUCGUGGGGGACUCGCUGGCCAUGGACGUGUCCGCGGUGCACCACCAUGGGGCGCUGCUGCGCUACUCCGUGUCGCUGCUGGGCUACGGCUUCUACGGCGACAUCGUCAAGGACAGCGAGAAGCAGCGCUGGAUGGGGCUCAUCCGAUACGACUUCUCAGGCCUGAAGACCUUCCUGUCCCACCACUGCUACGAGGGCACCGUGUCCUUCCUCCCGGCGCAGCACACGGUGGGCUCGCCGCGGGACGGGAAGCCCUGCCGGGCGGGUGAGUGCUUCGUCUGCCGGCAGAGCAAGCAGCAGCUGGAGGAGGAGCAGAAGCGGUCGCUGUACGGCCUGGAGGGCUCGGAGGACGUGGAGGAGUGGAAGGUCAUCUGCGGCAAGUUCCUGGCCAUCAACGCCGCCAACAUGUCCUGCGCUUGUCCCCGGAGCCCCCGCGGCCUGUCCCCGGCCGCCCACCUGGGCGACGGGUCCACCGACCUGAUCCUCAUCCGCAAGUGCUCCCGCUUCAACUUCCUGCGCUUCCUCCUCCGGCACACCAACCAGCGCGACCAGUUCGACUUCACCUUCGUGGAGGUUUACCGCGUCAAGAGGUUCCAGUUCGUGUCGAAGCAGGUGGAGGACGAGGACGGCGAGCUGGGCGAGCGGGGCAAGCAGGGGCUGGGCCAGAUCUGCAGCCAGCACCCCUCCUGCUGCUGCAGCGCAGCCAGCAGCUCCUGGAACUGCGACGGGGAGGUGCUGAGCGGGUCCGCCGUGGAGGUCAGGGUGCACUGCCAGCUGGUCCAGCUCUUCGCCCGUGGCAUCGAGGAGCGCCCGUAGCGAGCCUCGGCCAGACCCCUCACCGCGCCGAGGGCCUGGCUGCCUGUGGGAAUGGAGCGAACACGAUGGACCCAUUACAUGGGCGCUGCGUUCAAACUUAGGAGUUUAUUUUUCUAGUUAAACCUCGGUUUUAGGAAAACACCUGUCAGCGGCUCUGGGACGCCCCGGGCACUUUCCGUUCCACGUGACUCCGCCCGCAGUCACCAUGACGGCGCUGGCUCUCAGACCCGGUCUGUGCCUGCGGCGAUUGAAGGACGGCCGUUUGCGGCUCUGGCAGUCGCUGUACAGACCAAGUCACAGGAGAGCCGGCCAUCCUUGUCCCGGCUGGACAGGAGGUGCCUGCCCGUCACGCCGACCGAUCGCCGUGGGCUCCCUGCCUCCCGGCCCUCACCGGAGCUCACCAUCGGGCAUUCCCGGUCCUUCCGGCUGUGCCCCCGGCACGGAGCCCGCUCAGCAGCGCCCGCGAGGGGACCAGGCUAGCGAGGGGCCUGCGGAGUCCUGGCUGUCUCCGCAGCCUCAGCCUGCGCCCGCCGUCCUCCGUCCCGGACAGUCAGCCGGCAGCCCUGGCUGCGCCGGGCGGCAGUGCGAGCUGUCUCGUUAGAAACGCCGAUGCUUUGCGCCAGGAGGCGUCCUUGGAGGCGUCAGACCCGUGGGCGGUGAGGGUAACAUUCCAGGCCGGCUGCCCUUCGCUGACCUCCCGUUCAUCUCUGCGUGUUAUCGCCGGCUUGGUCCUCUUAAGCGGGGCGUCAUUCCGGGUCCCCGUGGUCGGUGCUUGAGUUGCUGCAGCCUCGGCCCCGGACGGGCCCCCGGGGCCCCCACACCCCGGCCCGGCUGUGCCUGUAGCCGCCUGUGGGGAGCCGGGCUGUGACGGAGCGCUGGCUGCGGCGGGAAGGCUGGGCGUCCGAUGGCUGGCCGCUGCCCUGGGGCUCCGCGGGCCCGUGGCUCCGCGCGGGGCAGACGGCGUCCGAGUCCACGUGCCGGGCCGUGUAGACUGCAUGUGACUCUCCCGCUCCAUCCCCCCCCCGCCCCCCGCCCCCCGCCCCGCCCCCCCCC
This is a messenger RNA of Pipistrellus kuhlii (Kuhl's pipistrelle), 2693 nucleotides long. It is a transcript of the gene CERK, whose product is annotated as ceramide kinase. The transcript is spliced from 13 exons. The record is from RefSeq and is a predicted model, not a curated record. Gene Ontology annotation, molecular function: kinase activity. Bases 51 to 1640 code for a protein of 529 amino acids. Lineage: Eukaryota; Metazoa; Chordata; Mammalia; Chiroptera; Vespertilionidae.